AAAAAGCGCUGUGAGCUGUUUCAUUAGAGAGGGAAACGUACUCUGGAAGACCUUGACCACGUUAAAUCCGUUUCUGUUCCUGCGUGCCCUUAUGUGUAACAUCUUCGUGUGAUUGUCUGUCUACGAAAGUACGUUUUCAUAGACGGUGUUUGUAAAAACGUAACAGAAAAAAGCAAAAUCACUGCCGUUGGGGUACCAUACCGAUGUUUUUGGGGACUGCCGGCCUUGCACUGUUCUCUGCAGGACUCGUUGGCUGUUUUCAGAAGAGCGUUAGCUCUGUUUUGCGAACCUCCACGAUGACUGCUAAGUCUAAUGAAAGGCCCAAACUUGUAGUAUUCGAUCUCGAUUAUACUCUUUGGCCGCAGCACGUUGACACCACAGUACAUCCACCGCUCCGGAAAGACAAACUUGGGAACGUGUUCGACUCGUACGGUCAGGCUGUCAAACCUUUUCCAGAAGUUCCGACACUGUUGGAAUACUUGCGUUCCGAAGGGUACCAGAUAGCUGCAGCCUCUCGGACAGAUGCACCGCCCGUUGCCAAUGAGUUAAUUAAGCUCCUUGAUUGGGAUCAUUACUUUGAUUAUCGCGAGAUUUAUCCCGGAUGCAAGAAAACACAUUUCAUGCGAUUUCAGAAAUCAUCCGGAAUUACAUUCACGGAUAUGAUUUUUUUCGACGACGAGAUGAGGAACAUCCGGGACGUAUCACAGCUCGGCGUAACAGCGAUCUAUGUCCGCUCAGAAGGAAUGACAAGGCGUCUGUUCGACCAGGGACUAGCGCAGUGGCGGAAGGAGAACGUCAAGAGUUAAGCGUUUUCUCGUGAACAAGUUCUAUGUCUUGUCAAGUUAAGUUUGCAUAAUACAGGAACAGAAAUAAUCCGCGAUUAUGAUUUCCGAUAGUUCUAGAUAUUUUAGUAAGGAUCCUUGCAUCCGCCAUUCACCUGGUGCAAUCUAAGACCUAAGCAUAAUACGUUAUUGAUGAAUAUAUAACAGAAAACUACGUGCUGUGCGUAAAUGUGCUAAAUUAUGGAAAUUGCUUCGUUUUUUUUUUGAGAUUAGGUCCAUAUGAUUAUUUAUGUAUAUUACGGUUUUGCGAUAGAUUGUUUUGACUUAAUAGAAUAUCAGAAAACUUAGUACUCGUAGAUUUUUAUAAAAUGUUCAUGGGAUAUGUGUCAAUGAAAAUUAGAUUAAAUAAUUGAGGAAAGUAGCAUUACGCAGCACGAAGAACUGCGAACGCUCCAAGCGGCCGAGAAUCAAUAAACUUUUUUGUGAGUUUUGCGAAACGGCUCGCAAAUGAACUGGAAGGCUCAAUGUUAAUUAUGACUCGCUUUGCUUGAAUGUUCAAGGGCAUGUUAUUGAUCUACAGCCAGAGAGGUAUUAGCUCGGACCUCCUUUAUGACCACAUGAACUAACUGUUUUAUAUACGGCACCGUGGCUGUUUUACGUGGAUACCGCGUGCCCUUUACAGCCAAACACGUUGGUUACCACCCUGUCACGGGGACACGCGCACAUGAGCUGACGAAGCUUAAGUUCUGUCAGUUAAGUGGGAUAAGAAGUCGACUUUUUUUAUCAUUACAAAUGCUAAAAAAAAUCCCACUUAGCACGAUAGCGGUAGCGACCAUAUCGUAACCAUGUGCAAAGCGUAGGGCAUCAAAUGCCACGCACGAAACUACACCUGGCGGCGGCCGUAACCACUGCCAUAAACGACAUAUCUUGCACUCUCCAUUCAUAAAUGAUACAUAACAGGUAUUGCAAGUCCACUAGUUACUGAUGCAAUAGGCUGACAGCCAGAAUAUUGGCAGAUUGUGAUUCGCAUCGGGGCGUGCACUCCGCAACGUAAACCUGCUCGUCGUGAAUGUUGGUGGGAAACUGAAGUAAUACUUCACGGACGAGAUCUGGGGUGAUUAUGUAUGAAGGGCGUACUCUCGAAUUAAAAACUUUAUUAAUAGAGUACAAAUUCUAAACAUAAAAGAUAAGAACAAGUUAUCGAGGAAUGCAGCUGUUGUAAAUUAAUCUAGUUCAACUGAUAAAACAUUUGAUACAAGAGUAGCUGCGAAUAGCAGUAUGCACUAGGAUGUAGCUGAAUACACAAGAUUAUUGGAAUUGUCUUACAGAUCAACUAAGACCGCUCGGAAAUGUGUACUCUCCUGAAAUUAACAUUAAAAUAAAAUGAAUUUGAAAAUCUUGA
Molecule: messenger RNA, 2184 nt
Organism: Varroa destructor (honeybee mite)
Lineage: Eukaryota; Metazoa; Arthropoda; Arachnida; Mesostigmata; Varroidae
Product: magnesium-dependent phosphatase 1-like
Molecular function (GO): acid phosphatase activity
Source: RefSeq, a predicted model, not a curated record